AUGGCGGAUGAACAUGAUCCAAAACCCACUGAAAACGCUAACAGGCGUCCUAGACGAGAGCCGAGCUCCGUCCGAACAGAGGACAUCAACAAGGUUUUGAAGUAUUCAGGUGAACCGGGCACCUCUACAGCUGGUCGGGGCCGGAACGCUGAUGUGCUUUUGGGGUAUGAUCCCUCUUACAGAGAAGGCGUUCCGUUGCCUCGGGUGAGAGUUCGAAGACCCUUACUAAGACAGGCUGCCUCUCAACUACAAUCCGAACAGCCAGCUCCUAGCCGUGUAACCAGCCAAUCCUCCUCUUCAGGUUAUUCUCCAUCUCCUCCACACUCAAGCACUAUGACACGUCAGCCCCUCAACCUCAGCUCCCUUCUCACCGUCUCUUCUCGGGGACGUGGAUCUGGUCGGGUAGCUUCUACAGGGAACGAACCUUCUGUACCCCGUCGAAACAGAGGAGGUUCUACCCAUUCCACUUCAUCCACCCGAGGAACGGAUUCUGCUCUCGAUGCCAGUGAUGUUCAUCGAGAUAAACGGCCUAGGUCUGAGGACCCAACUAGCACUGCUUCUCAAGCAGAUACUGAAACUCAUCACCCUACUUCUCCAACUACCCAAAUCCUUCCCCAGACGUGGACUCCUCCAUUUACUAGGGGAGACCAUCUUGUUCACGUUGGAGACAGUGCUAGUUCAUCAGAAACAACACUUGCCCUGGCUCAAGGGUUGCUGCUCCCUGUUGAUUUGCAGAAAGAAUCCGGAUCCCCACCAGAUCGUCUCGUAGCCACUGGUCUCGUCAGUGGUAUUAAGUUCAUUCAAAAAAUGGUUGUAUUGGGUCAAAAAUAUCAAGAGGCUGAUACUGAAUGA
Molecule: messenger RNA, 852 nt
Organism: Rhododendron vialii
Lineage: Eukaryota; Viridiplantae; Streptophyta; Magnoliopsida; Ericales; Ericaceae
Exons: 4
Coding region: 1-852 (283 amino acids)
Source: RefSeq, a predicted model, not a curated record